This is a messenger RNA of Myripristis murdjan (pinecone soldierfish), 2708 nucleotides long. Its product is annotated as putative methyltransferase NSUN7. The record is from RefSeq and is a predicted model, not a curated record. Gene Ontology annotation, molecular function: methyltransferase activity. The transcript has 12 exons. Bases 1 to 2595 code for a protein of 864 amino acids. NCBI's taxonomy places the organism in Eukaryota, Metazoa, Chordata, Actinopteri, Holocentriformes, Holocentridae.
AUGGAGAACUUCCUCGCCUCCAGCCAAGACCACAGUCAUCAGACAGACUCAGAGCCUGAGUCUCCGAGUCCCGCUGCCACCACCAGCUCUUCACCACCUCCCUCCACCACUGAGGAGCCACUCUCCUCCCUCCAUCCUCCCCUGCUUCAUCCAUCUUCUGCUUCUGCAGCAGCCUCUGCUCUAUCAGAUGAGGCCUACUUGCGGGCAGCAGCCAUUUUCCAGCGGCUGCGGACAGACAAGCCGAUCACACAGCGGCUACUGCAUUAUGGGAAGAAGACAGACACGCCGCUACUGGAGAGCCGAGACAGGACCACACAGAAACAGGCUUACCAACUCGCUUUCAACACACUCAGAUACCAGGACUUACUGGAGGACAUCAUGACUGACAGCUGCUUCCAAACCUCUCAGCAAAUUCCCCCCGACUUGUUGCCGUUGGCGAUGGUGAUGCUGUUUGACCUGCAGGACAGAAAGUUUUUGAAGCAUGAACGUCCGGUGGAGGAAGGGCAGGAGCUUCUGCAGGAAGUCAGAGACCUAGAGAGCUGUCUAUACAGGAGUAAGACCAAGCUGGCAGCGUCUCUGGCUCGCUGCAGGGUGAGGCAGGGCCUGCUGAGCAUCUCCUGCCUUCUCUCUGAUUCUGUCAGGACCAAACAGCACAGAGCAAGGCUGCUGCCGCUUUAUGCAUGGGUUAAUACACUCAAGACCAGUAUUGAGGAAGUGUGUGAGGCACUGCAAGCCGAGGGUUUGUGCAAGGUGGAGACUGUUUCUGACCUGAAGGAGUCUGCCUUCUGCCGGGACCCCCUCUGUCCAGACACACUGGUCUUCUCCCAACAGCUUUACACACGACUCCAGCACAGCAAACUCACCUUUACACAUGCACUAAACAUACAGGACAGGAGUGUGUGUGUGGCAGUGAGUGCAUUGCGCCCCCUGCUGUUUGAUGACAGUGACGUCCUGGUGGCGGGCUCCUUCUCCGCUCUGACCGUGGCUCACAUCACCGUCCUGGCGGCUGCUCACUCAGGGAGAGUGCUGGUGUGUGGCGCUGACUGUACACCAUUACAGAGAGAAGAGAUAGAGGAUGUGCUCAGACAGAUGGAUAUCAAAAAUGUGCGCAUCCUGUCAGAGCAGUUUUGCGAUCUGGAUGAGUGGGACGGGACAGUUCAGCGCUUAAAGGUCAUCGUAGUGCUGCCUCAGUGUUCACUCUCUGCCCUAAAUGACCCAGUGAACACCAUCCACAGCGAACAUGGAGACUGUGAUCUGCUGCAGGACUUGUCUCAAGGCUCUGUGUCUCAAAGCAAGUUACACUCACUGGCCACCGAGCAGGCACGGCUACUAGUACACGCGCUCACCUUUCCUAAGGUUCAGUCGGUGGUCUACUGCACCCGCUCAGUGCAUCCUGAGGAAAAUGAACAGCUGGUGAAAACAGUGUUAGAGAAUGCACGCACUCACCCCAAACUACUGCCCUUCAGGGUGAGCGGUCCAGUUUUCCCUGAGGCCCCCGGGUCAGCAGACACAGCAGACAAGUUUUUCAGGAUUGAGCCCUCGCAACACACCAACGGCUGCUUCAUAGCCCGGCUGGCCAGAGAGGUGGAUCCAGCUAAGGCAGAAACCGUCCAGGAUGUGCUGGCAAGAGCAGCAGCGAAGGGUCUUCUGGGUGGGAUUAACCCAGACCAAGCAAAAACAAGUAAAAAGGGAAGAGCCAGGAAAAGCCAUGCACCUGCAACCAGCACCAAACCCUUAUCCCCUUCCGCCGUUCAGACAGAGAUAAAGCUUGCGACGGGACAAAAUGCAGGAGGUGUCUCCACCCUCCCUGUUCCUCUGUCAGUCUUAAAAGAGAAAGGGAUGGAAGACUUGAACAGUGAUGAGGAAGAAGACAAGGAAGAGGGUCAUGAAGAGGAUGAUGGGCCAAAGGGAGAAAGGAGGAGAGGGCAUAAAGGAAGAAAAAACAAGCCCAAGAGGCGACCUAAACAAACAAACAAGACUCCUGCAGUGUCCAAGCCCCGUCCAAGCCGCCGCAUGAAGAAAGCAGCCCACAGGAAACUCAAGCCGAUUCACAACACUCAUCCUCGAGGUCCAGCUAAAAGUGAGCCAGGAGGCCAAUUACCUCCUCUCACACCGACUCAAACGCCCUCUCCAAGCCCCUCACAUCACUCCACCCCAGUUAAACCCCUUGCAAACACAUUUAGCAAUGAUCCACCAACAAUGAUAUCCCAGCGAGCUCUAUCUGGGACUGGUACCCCCAUGGACAAGCAUCUCUUAUCUAACCGCCCUGCUCACCCCACUCUCCACACAGCCUCCGAAGAGAGGAAAGGGCAAAAGACAGAGUCUGGAAAAGGAGACAAAACAUUUCAAAAUCAUGUGGCUAAAACAGGAGGGAUGUAUAAGGCCACGGGGAAAGUGGUCAAACCAAAGACGGAGGUGGUGAUGCAGGCGGUGCUAAAGCCGGCAGAUUUUGUCCUGCCGCCUAUUUCCUCUCCAAGUUUGAGCUCCCUGAGCAGCCGGAGUGGAAGAUCUGCCUCUCAGCUGACCCAGACUCUGACCUCCUCCUCCUCCGUCUCUCUGUCUGGUCUAGAGAAGCCACAGGGUCACGCUCUGUAAAAGUCAACUCUGACCUCCAGCUGGCGAUGAUCACGAGGUGAACAUGCACCACUACCGACAAAAAUCGAAAUGUAUUUUCAGAGGAUUCAUUUAUGUAACUCGCAACAGUCAGA